CUCUUAUAAAAAAAAAAAAAAAAAAAUGCUGCCUCCUAUGAUGACCCGUUACCAUCGACGGAUUCGUCGCGCCAAAUUGAGGGCGAGGUCAGAAUUGGAUAUUUUUCAAUGGGAUAAGCACCAAUUCGCCCAACAUGACUUUACUAUCCCCGAUUCAUACGAUACCCUUGAGCGAAUCGAUUAUGACAAAGUCUCGAGGGAAGAGUUUAUUGAAUUGUAUGAAGAAAAAUACAAGCCUGUAGUGAUCCGCGGUGUUAUGGAAGACUGGGAUGCCUGCAAGAAUUGGAAUAAAGAGACAUUCCUUAGAAAAUAUUAUUCUCAGCCAUUUAAAGUCGGCGAGGACGAUGACGGUAAUAAUGUCUAUGUUAAAAUGAAAUACUUUCUCAAAUAUGCAGAGACGGAUGGACUCAAGGACGAUUCACCACUUUAUAUUUUCGAUUCGGGAUUUGUAAAACGUAAAUUGACACCAGUACAGAAACGACGGAUUUCUGGAUCUGCCUCGUCAUCCUCUUCAUCAUCGUCGGGAAGAAGAAGGAAAAAGACUGCGACGAAACCUUCGCCCUCCUCCCCUUCUUUGAUGUCAAAAGGAGGAAAUGAUGGUAGCGAUGGUGGAGUAGCAACAGCAGACUUUUCAAGCAGCGCUAAUGAGUGGAUGACAAAUGGUGUGACCCCUGGAUCGAAAAGGGCUCGCUCACGCUCCAAUUCGCCUUCAAGUGGUUCGAAUAAAAUUAUCCGUGUAUUUGGGAAGCGUAAUAAUGAGAAUGGCAGCAGCAACAGUUACAACAGCGAUAGUCGAAUAGGAACCCCCAUGCCGCUUAGUACAGGUGGACGACCAUCAAAGCGGGAAGAAGAACAUGCAAGCACUUUACUGAAUGACUUUAUGGUUCCUAAGUACUUUAAAGAUGAUCUUUUCCAGCUAGCAGGAGAUCGUAGGAGACCGCCAUACCGCUGGUUUGUGAUGGGCGGACCAAGAAGUGGCACUGGAAUCCACAUUGAUCCACUAGGGACUUCUGCUUGGAACACACUCACGACGGGACACAAGCGAUGGUGUCUUUUCCCUCCAGGAAUACCCAAAGCCAUUUAUGAUCCACCGAUGAAGCCUUUCGAUCGUGAGGCUGUCUCAUGGUUUCAUCAUGUCUAUCCACGCUUCGCAGCAAAUGACUUUGAGCUUGGCAAGAAGUAUGGUAUGAUUCAAGUCAUUCAACGCCCUGGUGAAACCAUGUUUGUUCCAGGCGGAUGGCCACAUAUCGUGAUGAAUCUUGACUUUACAAUCGCGAUCACACAGAACUUCUGUUCUCCAGCCAAUUUCGAAGGAGUAUGGCUUUAUACACGACAUGCGCGUCCUAAGCUAGCCAGGAAAUUCCGAUCUGAAAUCGAACGGCUGUAUAACAAGACAGGACGAUGCUAUUAUAAGAACUUGCUAGACAAAUGUAGGUCACUUGCAUAUGUUCCGAUGCUUCCAAUGUCUACUGAUGAUAGUAGUAGUUCAAGCAGCUCGAGUUCGGACUCAAGUGAUGAUAGUGAUGUGAGUUCGACUGAAAGCGAGAGCGAUGUCGGUGAAAUUUGUAUGUGCCACAAGUGUAAGAAACGAAGAAGAAAAGAAGCACGUCGAGCUAGCAAGGACAAUGACAAGAAAACUGAGAAAGUUACAGAAUUGUAAAAUCGGAUUUAAAAAAGUACAGUACUGUACAUUGCAAGAAAUAAAGGCCCGAG
This is a messenger RNA of Lobosporangium transversale, 1713 nucleotides long. RefSeq lists its product as hypothetical. Gene Ontology annotation, cellular component: cytoplasm; nucleus. The transcript is spliced from 6 exons. Gene Ontology annotation, biological process: phagocytosis. Bases 26 to 1660 code for a protein of 544 amino acids. The record is from RefSeq and is a predicted model, not a curated record. Gene Ontology annotation, molecular function: P-TEFb complex binding; histone H4R3 demethylase activity. Lineage: Eukaryota; Fungi; Mortierellomycota; Mortierellomycetes; Mortierellales; Mortierellaceae.